AUGAGUGGUCUAGUCCCAUCCCCUUCACGUUAUGAGACACUUUGCGCACUUCAAGUUAAUAACAGCCUAGUCCCAUCAGACACUCAGCCUACCAAGCCACCUUCUCACCCAACUGCUCCCUCUUCUGACCCUCUUAUCCGGCCCCCUCCUCCCCCUGCCAUCCCUCUCCUCCCCCUGCCAUCCCUCUCCUCCCCCUGCCAUCCCUCUCCUCACCUGCCAUCCCUCUCCUCACCUGCCAUCCCUCUCCUCACCUGCCAUCCUUCUCCUCACCUGCCAUCCCUCUCCUCACCUGCCAUCCCUCUCCUCACCUGCCAUCCCUCUCCUCACCUGCCACGCCACGCGCCUCACAGCUCUCUCCUCAUGCCUCUCCCUUCCCUCGUGUCCCCAAAGCACUUCACCACCACUUCUGCCCUUCUCAUCUCACCCAACUGCUCUCUCAUUCACCCCUUCUAA
Messenger RNA from Closterium sp. NIES-65, 453 nucleotides. NCBI's taxonomy places the organism in Eukaryota, Viridiplantae, Streptophyta, Zygnematophyceae, Desmidiales, Closteriaceae. The record is from the annotation of a GenBank genome assembly.